AUGGAAAAAUCUCACAGAAUCCUCGUCCUGUUCGGCGGCUCAAAAGGCUGGAACGCAUCAGAUUGGACAGCGUCCGACGACCGCGUGCGCGGCGGCGCAUCCCAGUCAUAUCUGGACUGUUCGUCUGCUGUUGCGCGAUUCCAUGGAAACUUGGACAUCAAGACGCUCGGUGGCGCAGGAUUCGCUUCCCAGCGCACUACGCUGGACGACAAGCCGUGGGACUUGUCGUCGUACUCGGGUGUGCAUCUCGAUUUGGGCAAGGCGGAUGGGAAGAAGUAUACGUUUGUGAUUAAGGAUGAGAUUCUGCCGUUGAUGGAGGAUGGGCGGGAGCAGAAAGCGGGAGCGGAGGGAUUGUACAUCCCGUGGAGUUCGCUCAAGCCAACGUAUCGUGGCAAAGAGAAGAAAGAUGCGGGAAAACUGGACUUGAAGAAUGUCAGGAGGUUUAGUAUCAUGAGCAGAAGCUUCUUUGGCGGUCAAGAAGGCGACUUCUCGCUCGAAAUCAAGGCAGUCAAAGCUGUUCGACAGUCCUCAGAUCUUGAGGGCGGUAUCCAGAAUGUAAGACUCAGUAACAAGCUUUGA
Messenger RNA from Parastagonospora nodorum SN15, 579 nucleotides. RefSeq lists its product as hypothetical. Lineage: Eukaryota; Fungi; Ascomycota; Dothideomycetes; Pleosporales; Phaeosphaeriaceae. Gene Ontology annotation, biological process: NADH dehydrogenase complex assembly. The record is from RefSeq and is a predicted model, not a curated record. The transcript has 4 exons. Bases 1 to 579 code for a protein of 192 amino acids.